AUGUUUGAGGCCUUGGACUUCGUUACUUCGCAUUCCAAGGAUCAACGACCUGCGAUCUUCGCCUUUGCCGAGACCCGCGCAGCCCCUUCUUCACAAGCGUCUGCCACCAAGAUUGCUCUUCGAAGCGGUUUCAAGGUUUGGUGGAUUGGCUCCACAAGGGGAGCCUUUGUCAAUGGUCGCCAAGCUUGGCUGGGUGGCAUUUGCGUCGGUGUUGACCUUUCCCUGGCCUGCUUGCACCUUGCCUCGUGGAGCCACUGCCAAGGCAACCUUUUGCAGCUGGAGGUGGGUUCCUUUAACCUUCUGGUUGGCUGGCGGCGCCCAAAUGAGGAAAGGGACCUGUUUGAUGCUGAGCUCCUCACUUGGACCUCCCAGGCCACCGCUUUGGGGCGGACCGCCGUGCUCAUGCGAGACUGGAACGACGAACCCUCCGAAUCUCCUCUCCAGCACCUCGGCGUGGUCUUUGAGGCACCACGUGGAGGCCAAGGGGCCUUGGUGCCAUCUCGUUGGCACGGGUGGCGCUCCAUUGAUUGGACGGCACUAUCCAGACUCACUUUGACCAGUGCCGGAUCAGCGACCAUGAGCUUCUGUGGACACUGCUCCAUGCUUCAUUCUCUCGACGCUCUGGGCUGCAAGGACUCGGAAGUGGGCGGACGCACUCGCCCGCAAGGCUCUCUCUAUGUGAUCAUUGAUGCUGAUCCUCUCUGUGGGCGCUCCCAUCUUGGGGACGAGGGCGUCAAGAUCCGCAAGCUGAGCAGUUUCCUUGGCCGGCUUCAUGAAGCCGUCCGCUGUGGAGGUGGCGACGGAGCUGCUUCUGGCUCCCUGGUCAGGAAGAUUGACAAGACGUGGCCCACUGACAUCCCCUGCGCCCCUUUUGAGCAAGCUAUUGGCAUCGUGGAGGAGGCUGUUGCCAAACUCCGACAAGCUAAAGUAAGCCAAGGCGGCAGUGAUGCGAUUCGCUGGCUCAAAAACGAAGCAGGGCUUCUGCCUCCGGCGGGUUCUGGAGGAGAGUCUGGUGGCGUGACCAGCCACACCGUCUUCUUGACGACUUCGACGGUGGGUGGUGCGGGCCCUGACGGCCUGUCGGUUCAAGAGGCGGCCCACCUCCUUCUUCGGUUCUGGCAGUGGUUUGCUGAGCUUUUGCGAGAUUGGCAACUAGUUGGCAUCUUCUUUGAAGCUCUCCAGCAUGCACGCAUGGUUUGCUUGCCUAAAGAUGAGAUUUCGGGAGAUGAGACUUCUGUUCCUGUGAAAAGGCUGCGUCCGAUCACCAUCCUGCCUUUCCUUUACAGAAUCGCCGUGGGCACGUGGACGUCGAGAGCUUCCACCCGCGAGUGGCUGGCAAAGGUCACGCCGCCUGCACUCCAUGGUGGGAUUGGAGGGCGCACCGCCUGGGACGCCAUUAGAAUCCUUGAUUCUGCGUGGACAGAUGGGAAGGUCCUUGUCAGCUUCGAUUUCCAUCUUUGCUUUGACCAUGUCAGUCCAGCUCUUGCUCUGAGGUGGACCUGGCAGCACCAGCGGCGAUGGAUACAGGUUGGCCAAGGGGUUAGUGCUUCGCCUGAGUUGGUGGAGUCCGGCCUCCCUCAGGGAUGCCCCGCCAGCCCCAUGACCUUGAUCUUGCUGCUGGUGGCCCCGGCGCUGCGACUUCAGGAUGAGCUUGACCAAGGACUCGUCCAGACGCUCUUUCUCGACGACAGGACGGCGGUGGUGGACGACGCGGCCACGGCGGCUAUAGGGUCAUCCAGGCGUGGGGUGAUAUGGCCACUGGCCAAACUCAACGUCAUCACCACGUGUCCUCGUCAUCGUCGUGGCUUGGGCAUAUCCCCCUCCAUGGAGGCGGUCAUCCUGGGCACUACCUUUACCGUGGACGACCAGGACCUCGACGGUGACUCCGAGGACCCCACGCUCCAGGCGAGCGACUCUCAGCCCGACUCCGCUGCUUGCAGGCGGUUAAGGACAGACUGUAUCGCACCUGCCUCCUUCCGGCCUUCACGUGGGGCUCGGCUCAUGGUGGCGUGGAUGGGAUCUGCGGUGCGGCAUGCUGCCAAAACCACGACCAAGGUCAAGGCAGGGUUGAACGUGAUCCACACAGGCUCACGCCCGCUCUGGCUUCUGUCAGCAGGGCAUUGGAUGGAUGUACACUUCGCGUCUCGGCUCAAUUCGCUGCGAGGCUUUUGGCACGCCGAGGAGUACUUUGCUUCGGCUGGUGUCCUUCUGCAAGAUGGGCGAUGGGGCCGAGCUGUCCAGGACUUCCUCACCGAACUGGGCUUCCAGCGUUACCGCGAUGGGGCAUGGCAACAUGGAUGGCUGGGUGGCUUUGAUCUCACAUUGUCCACUCGUUUCUUGUUGUUCUGA
This is a messenger RNA of Symbiodinium sp. CCMP2592, 2349 nucleotides long. Lineage: Eukaryota; Dinophyceae; Suessiales; Symbiodiniaceae. The record is from the annotation of a GenBank genome assembly.